Messenger RNA from Saprolegnia parasitica CBS 223.65, 1047 nucleotides. RefSeq lists its product as hypothetical. NCBI's taxonomy places the organism in Eukaryota, Oomycota, Saprolegniomycetes, Saprolegniales, Saprolegniaceae. Bases 1 to 978 code for a protein of 325 amino acids. The record is from RefSeq and is a predicted model, not a curated record. The transcript is spliced from 3 exons.
AUGGUCAUCGAAGCCCCAUCGCUCGUGUACUGGCGGACGUCCGGGCUCUGCCUCCUGGACCUGCGCGAAGAGGCCGAGCAGUGCUACGUGCUUACCUGUGAUCGCGUGGUGCCGAUUCCAUGGUCGGCUCAAAAAGCGCGCUGCCACGAGUACCCGGCGCGGCAAGCUGCCUUUGGCCUCCUCUGCCCGCGCGACAGGUCAAAGGCGCAGGUCCAAGUCGACUGGUUCCUCUCCGAGACGAUUCGAGUGCAGCAGUUGCCGUGGCGUUGCCUCGCUUUCUACAUCGUCGACUCGGACGACACCGCAGCCGAAGCCAACGCACUGGGCCUCGUCGGUGCGCAGACGCCGCUCUUCCCGCAACCGCGUCUCUGGUCGCCCAACGCGCUCCUCUUCGAGCUCGUGCCGGCCGUCGUUGGUUCCAAAGCCGGCCCGACCGCCGCGGUGAUCGACCUCGCGUGUGGGUCGGGCCGCGACAUGGUGUAUUUCGCUGAAGAAGUCCUCGCGGUCCAACCGGACCUCUGUAACCGGUUCAUUGGCGUCAACGACAACCGCAGCGGUCGCAAGAAGGGUCUCGCGUUCGCAUCCCGUCGUGGCGUUGGCAAGGUCGUGGACUUUAUCAAGAUGGACCUCAACAGAGUCGGGCCUUUCUCACAGCACGCAUGGGGUCCGAUCCAGUGUGUUUAUGGCUGCCGCUUCUUGAACCGACGACUCUUUGCGGUCAUCCGCGCUUUAGUACCGGUGGGCGGUGUCGUCGGCUGGAUGCAUUUUUGCGCGCCGCCCGAUGGAAGUCCGUGGCGCUGGGCGCACCCGAGCCAGAUCUCGGACAUUCUCAAGCUGGGCGAGCUUCGCAGACGGUUUGAAGACUGCUUUGAGAUCCUCGUCGACACGGUUGUGCCCGACACGGACCACGGCCGCCCCAUGAAUGUCUUUGUCGCGCGCAAGCGAAUGCACCCAACAAAGGGCGCGUUCCUCGUUUAACGUCAAGUUGCUGCACAAACCACUCGACUAACUACUAAUACCUACCAGAGUAACCAGACGACAUACUCC